Messenger RNA from Parnassius apollo (apollo), 3354 nucleotides. NCBI's taxonomy places the organism in Eukaryota, Metazoa, Arthropoda, Insecta, Lepidoptera, Papilionidae. The record is from the annotation of a GenBank genome assembly.
AUGUUUAGGAGGAAUCAGAGAGUGCAGCAGAAUGGUAAAGGCUUCGAGUGGAGUUGGCAGUUGUCGCCAGUAGAUUCAGUGCCCGCGAAUCAGUUUUAUGUCCAACUGUCUCAGCCAGUACAAGGAGUUCAGUAUGCAUCGAACGCUGGUGUCUUACAAAAUAUAGAACCAAUACCCGACGGCAGCGGCCAAGCAACAGUGGGAUAUAAUCAUGCGGUACCAGUUCAGAUAUAUGAAAGUCCAUCGCUACCUAACAACACUCAGAUAAUACAUAACAGUCAAAGUAACGGAAAUUCAGCGCAUACUCCCGUCGACAUAUAUCUUCUUCAACAGCAAUUCCCUUUGCCAGUGUAUCAAACUGUGCAGGGUAGUUUACCAGGCGAUUUAAUACAUUAUAAUAAUAUAAAACCAAAUUUAUUCAGCUUAAAUACUUUAAACCCAACCGGGUACAAUUUCCAAACUAAUCAUCUAAUAACAAAUAGUCAACAAGCCAUUGAACCACAAAAUAGCGAUCGGUCGAGCAAAGAAAUGAACCCGAUAAUCUCACUUCAAGAAAUCGAUGCUGAAGAAAAUUACGUGCCGUUAACAUCAGUUGUGCAAGUUUUUAGAGAUCACAAUUGCUCUAACGAAGACUUAAAAACUGCAAAUGAAUUUAAUAACAAUAUGCAAAAAUCGACAGAACUAGUUGCGGAAAUCCCGACAUAUAAGCAAAAUAUAAAUGAAAAUUUUAGGGAGGCUGAUCAGCAGAAUGAACCAUUGUUCUACAAAGGGGCAACUAAUUUCAAAAUUGAACAACCAAGAGAUAAUACAAAUAAUGUAGGAUAUUAUUAUUAUUCGACUGAAACCAGUCCAAUCUCAACUGGAAAUACUAAUACUAGAGAGCACGACGGUAUAUCACGUUUAGUAGCUUCAACCCAAGAUCUUAUAUCAAACGAUGAUUUAUUAAGAAUCAAUCAUUCCGCUGAGAAACACGUUACUGAAAUUUAUGACGAUUAUAUCAAACCACGAUCUAGAUUUAAUUUAAAAAGUGAGGAGACACGUUACAUCGAAAACCCACGAAAUCAUAUAAAAGUGAAAGCAAAAAUAUCUAAUAUAGAAAACAGAGUAGUCGACUCCUCAAACAAUGAUGCAUCUGACAAAAUUCAGCAAGACAAUUAUGAAAGUGGUAAGUUUACAUCUCCUAUCGUUGUACAGGAAUUCAGUGAUGCCGAUUACAAAGAGCAGGUUUUAAAUACUUUAGUAUCGACUAUGACUCCAUAUAUAGAAAACGGAUAUGAGAUUGUAAAUAUAAAAAAGGACUCUAAAGGAAAUUAUACUAAAAUUUUCGUACCACAUUAUUUUAACGAGGAGAUAGUUUAUGUAACUCCAAGACCUAUAGGACAGAGAUACUUGGCACCUAUAACUGUAGCACUGAGAUUGCUCAAUUCCAAUCAUACUGAUUUAAAUUCUAUUGAUGAUCACGAUACUUCUGAUACUGAAAUCGUUGAGGAAACCGUGAAGAGUCCAUCCAAAGAAAGAACGAUCGUAGAGGUACAACAAUCGAUACCACUAGAUAUAACUCAUAUUAAUGAUGUUGAAGUACAUGAGUAUUUGGAAGAAGGCAGAAGUAAUUCAAAUCCGUUUGAUGUGGCAAAAACUUUGUAUAAUACUUACAAGAAAGUCCUACAAUUUACGAAGAAAAAUGAAGAAAAUAUAAACGAAGUUCUUAAUAAAUAUAAUAAUAAGGACAGUGGUGAAAAUUCUGAUUCAAAUUACGAUGAUGUUGAUCCAAGUGAUGAAAACAACCAGGAAACCAAAGAAAAACUAGAACCUAGUGAAAAUGUGCAAUCUGAGGUUCAGUUGAACAUCAACAGCGAUGACAUAAACAAUAAUGGAUACGAAAACGAAAAUUACUAUAGUAAACAAAAUGCUAAUGGUAGAGAAGCUAUUCAACCGGUAAUUAUAGAAAAAGAAGUGUCUGUCCCCCAAUAUCUAGACCACUAUAUAGAAAAGCAAGUGCCUGAUCGAAUGGAAGUUGUUAAACAAGUUCCCGUUGAUAGACCAGUCCCUGUUCCAGUGCCAUACGAAAAAGUUAUUGAGAAACCGGUUGAAGUUACGAAAUACAUAGAAAAGCCUUAUCCGGUCCAAGUGCCGCAACCUUAUCCAGUAGCAGUGAAGGUACCAUACCCCGUGGAACAGAAAGUGUACAUAGAUCGGCCAGUACAGAUACCGUAUCCAGUUGAAAAAUUAGUAGAAAAAGAAAUUAUCAAAACUGUUCCAGUUCCUACACCUGUAGCCGUACCAUUCAAAGUACAUGUUCCAGUCGAAAAACCAGUUCUAUAUCCAGUUCCGAUAGAAAAACCAAUACUCGUACCGAUUGAAAAACCAAUACCAGUCGAGAAAAUUGUUCAUAAAGAGGUUCCAGUUCCAUAUCCGGUAGAGAAGACAAUAUUGUAUCCUGUACCCUAUGAAAAAAAGGUUCAUGUGCCCUAUCCCGUGGAAAAACAAGUACCGUUUCCCGUUGAGAAAAUAGUAGAGAAACCUGUACCAGUGACUCAGGUCGUUGAAAAACCUGUACACGUGAAUGUACCCGUUCCUGUUCCAAUUCACAUAGUGAAACACUAUCCUGUAGACAGGAUAGUCGAGAAAAAAAUUCCCUACUUCUUUCCGGUCGAUAGAAUUGUACAGAAAAGGGUACCAGUAAAAGUCCCUUAUCCCGUGGAAAAAGUGGUUCAGAAACCGGUGGUGUUAACCAAAUACAUCGAUAGACCGUACCCAGUGGAAACAAAGGUUCCUCAUAUUGUUGAAAAGAUUAUUGAAAAAAAGCUACCGUAUGCGGUACAAAUUCCAUAUGCUGCUACGUCAUCAACCCAUGGAAAUAGUGAACAAGAGUCUCAAAAUCUACUUCAUUACCAUCAGUACCAUAGUCAAUCUAAACAAAAUCCAUAUCCUGUUCAAAACAUACAAGAUCAUCAAGCGCAACAAGGAUACCUCAACCAAUACUACCAAUAUUUAAAAGAAAGGCAGCAGACAUAUAGUGUACCAGUUCAAACAACGCAAUGGGGCAAGUUGUACGCGUCGUCAUUCAAAUACCUAAACGUAACGCCUGAAGACAAUAAUGAUACGAAGAAAAUAAACGACGUAACAUAUCUAACGGUCAAUGAAAACACUUAUUACGGCCCCCCACCGGUACAAUUUUAUGACAGUAUGUGGGAGAAAAACAAUAAUCAAAUUCUCGAAGCUAAGCUGAAAAGAAGUGAUAGAACGCCGAAAGUAACUAAUAUAAGAUUAGAAUAUGGUUUCAAACCUCCAUUAAUCCCCAGCACGGAAGUCGAUUUGGACGGGAGACCUAUAAACAAAGAAUCGGAAACUUAA